UCUAUAAAUUAAAUACUAAAAUCGCGUUGGGCAAAUUUCAAGAGCACGUUGAUGCCACAAAGUAGACUACAGCUAAGAUUAAAUCGCAAAUAAAUUUUUAGACCAAAUCUUGUGUAACUUUCUCGUGCCUCCCACCACCCUCCCUGCUAAUAUUUUUUCUAAUACACACAAACGCUUUGCUCUCCGGUACAUCAGCACAUACCUCCCGGUGCUCCCGUUAACGGCGCCGCGUGUCUCGUAAUGUUCAAUUAGCGCAGUUCGCCUGCGUUUGCCGGCGCGAGCCCGGGCGCUGGUUCUCGGGCUCGAUUCUGAUUGGACAAACGCGUGACGCCGGCGCAGCGAACGAGGCGCUGAUUGGCCGACGCCGUGUCGGUGCGGCGUAAACAAAGCGGCGAGGAGCCGUUUGAACUUCGCAGAUAGAGCGACGCAGAGCGCGCGGAGGAGGGGCUCGCGAGAAGUUCCUGACAGCUCGCGCACUCCGGUUUAAAGAGCAGCAUCUUAGUCGCCGCGAAGACCACCCUAAUGAACUUACGCCGCGCGUGAGCAACUCCUAAAAGAAGGGCAGGCGUCUCGUAGCGCGCGCGCGCACACGCACACACACACAGAGGAUUUGUUUCGGACGUUUGGACGGUGUUUUGGAGAGUCUCCGGUGUUCCUCGCGCGCAGGCGGAGCGGCGCGUGCUCAUCAUCGGCUCAGCAGAGCUGUCAUGCUGCCUAAAGUCGAGUCAGAAUCUCUGGGACUCGCUCGAUCGCAUGGGGAACAGGGGCAUAUGCCUAGAAACAUGCAAGCCCCCCAGUUUAAAAUGAUGGACUACUCCUACGACGAAGACUUGGACGAAAUGUGUCCAGUGUGCGGAGACAAGGUGUCCGGAUAUCACUACGGGUUGCUGACCUGUGAGAGCUGUAAGGGCUUCUUCAAGCGCACGGUGCAGAACAACAAGCGCUACACAUGCAUAGAGAACCAGAGCUGUCAAAUAGACAAGACCCAGCGGAAACGCUGCCCCUACUGUCGCUUCCAGAAGUGCCUCACCGUCGGCAUGAAACUGGAGGCUGUGAGGGCCGAUCGAAUGAGAGGAGGUCGCAACAAGUUCGGCCCCAUGUACAAACGAGACCGGGCGCUCAAGCAACAGAAAAAAGCCUUGAUCCGGGCCAACGGACUCAAGCUGGAGGCCAUGACGCAAGUCAUGCAAACCGUCCCAGCGGACCUCACCAUUACCUCUGCCAUUCAGAACAUCCAUUCAGCCUCCAAGGGGCUUCCGCUGAGCCACCACCAUCAUCACCACCACCAUCACCACCACCACAGCUCCUCCAGCGCAGGCCUGCCACCUGCAGACUUUGACCGCAGUCCCUUCGUCACCUCGCCGGUCAGCAUGGCCAUGCCGCCGCACGCCGGAGGCCUGCAGGGCUACCAGGCGUACGGCCACUUCCAGAGCCGCACCAUCAAGUCAGAGUAUCCCGACCCCUACACAAGCUCGCCGGAGUCCCUCAUGGGCUACCCGUACGUAGAAGCUUACGCGGGCGGAUCGCCACCCACCUUCCCUCACCUGGUGGUGGAGCUGCUCAAGUGCGAGCCGGACGAGCCCCAGGUGCAAGCCAAGAUCCUCGCGUACCUCCAGCAGGAGCAGGCCAGCCGAGGCAAGCACGAGAAACUCAACACUUUUGGCCUCAUGUGCAAGAUGGCCGACCAGACACUGUUCUCCAUUGUAGAAUGGGCCAGGAGCAGCAUCUUCUUCCGGGAACUGAAGGUUGAUGACCAAAUGAAGCUUCUCCAGAACUGUUGGAGUGAACUCCUAAUCCUGGACCACGUUUUCCGACAGGUGAUGCACGCCAAAGAGGGCUCCAUCCUCCUGGUCACGGGGCAACAGGUGGAUUACGCCCUAAUUGCCUCCCAAGCCGGUGCCACACUCAACAACCUCCUGAGUCACGCGCAGGAGCUGGUGAGCAAACUACGAUCCCUCCAGCUGGACCAGAGGGAGUUUGUCUGCCUCAAGUUCCUGGUGCUGUUCAGCUUGGACGUCAAGAACCUGGAGAACUUCCAUCUGGUGGAGAGCGUCCAGGAACAGGUCAACGCGGCGCUGCUGGACUACGUCAUGUGCAACUAUCCCCAGCAGACGGACAAGUUCGGCCAGCUGCUGCUGCGGCUGCCGGAGAUCCGGGCCAUCAGCCUGCAGGCCGAGGAGUAUCUGUACUACAAACACCUGAACGGUGACGUGCCCUGUAACAAUCUUCUAAUAGAGAUGCUGCACGCCAAACGUGCCUGAGGACCGGUGGCAAGCCUUUCGUCUCGACACAUCGCACACACUGCUCCCAGCACCACCUCAGUCCAGCGUCAUCACCAGACAUAGCCUUCGACCGAUGCGCUCUCACUGCAUGGGUCUGCGCCGGGCCGGACACUUCGGAUCCGGGAAGCCCAUAAGCGAGGGUUUGGCGAAGGGCAGAUGCAUUUCUGGUAAAGAAAUGAACGAAUCCAGAGUUACAAUGACCUCUAGGCUGCGGAUUUGUCGUCGUAUUGUCGAACCAUGACUGUCAGUCGUUAUUUGUUGUGCGUGCAGCUGAUCCAAACGUCCACCUUACACUCAGACUUGAGGUGGCGGGUUUAUGAUUACCGGGAAAAGACUGGGCGCUCUUUCAAGACUGGUUUGCCAGCGUUGACCCAAAGUUUCCAUUAGGACCUGGCCAUGUGGCCUUCCUCUGUCUGUUUUAAGGCACACAAGCUGGGCCGGAGCCAGUAGGCGGACGUAAGAUGGACAACCAGCCAUUGCCCGCAUCUGCGCCAACUAAGACUUUAUUCCAACCCUCUCACCAAAAAAAACCCUCUCUUUUCAAAUAGGCAGCCAUUUCUUCUUCUUUGUCACUCUGAGGCUGCUUUUAUCAAUAUUUUCUCACCAAAAGUGGAAAAGGAUAAACAUCUGAAAAUCUGUCAAGAACACGUCCGGGUCGUAUUUAAUCUCAAAAUCAGAAGAAAGGAAUUAGAAAUUAUUGAUGUCUAAUAUUUGGGGUGGGGGGACUAUUAACUAAUUAAAUAAUUUAUUCUAAACACUGAAUAAAAACUAAUUUUGUAGUUAAAUGCGCUAAAGUUGGUGAAAAUGUAACAGAACAGAAUUUUGGGAAUAAAAGGUAGGAAUGAAUACUUAACGAUUUUAUUAUGAACUGAAUUUAAAUAAUGACAUUAAUUAAUAAUGAAAAUAAUUAUUAUAAAAAAGAAUUUUGGACACAAAUGUGCUAAACGGUCAUGACAUAAUAAUAAUAAUAAUUGAAAACAUACUGUAAUUCAUAAUAAAGUAAUUUUGGUUGUAAAAAUUCAAAAAGUUUUAUAAUUAACUUAAUAAAAAUUAUUUUUGAGGUGUAUGUGCUAAAAUGCCCAGACAUAAACAUUUAAUAGAUAAAUCAUAAUCAACUAAAUUUGAAUUCAAAUACUUUCUUAUUAUUAGAUUUGUGGGAUGCGUUAUGACCUGGAAAUGCAUUCGCCCUCCAAAACUCACAACACACUUUUUCUAUUUAUUAGUGUCGGUUUUUCAGCUCGGUUGGAACAUUUUGCAGUUUGUUAGUCAACAAAUGUGAAUAUGGAUAUAGCGCAGUCUCAGAACCAGUAUAAAAAAAAAAAUACCGCCUCCGUCAACACAAGACCAAAGCCUGCAGAGAACAAAAAAGAACGAAAGAAGAAGAAGAAAAAAAAAAAACAACAACCUUAACUAUCAGUAUUAAUAAUUUGUGAUGUCACAGUCAUGUGAGUCUUGCCUUAUUUCAUUUCCAUGCUAGCUAACCGUGCUGAUGUGAAUUACGAUAUGUAAAAUAAAAAGUACAUAUAUAUAAAGUAUUAAUGUUAUACAAAUUGAAAAGAAAUAAGAGGUGUUUACAUUCAUGUGGUCAUGUGGGAGAUAACUGUGAUGCGUUCGAUUGCAAAGCAAUGAUUUCAUAUAAAAACGAAACAAAAUGUUCAGAAAAGACUAUAUUCCUCUCGUUUGCUUUCUUAGGUGUGUACAGUUUUCAUCUUUCUUAACCAGUACUUAAUUAUGUCGUGAGACACUAAAUCAGAGAGGAAUCUCACUUAAUACCGAGUUUCGAAAUGUUUUUUUUUUUUUUUUUUUUUACUGUGCUGGCUUAUUUCUGUGGACACCUUGUUUUUACGUUCUACGUUUGAUAUGUACGUCACUGGUUAAGCUUAAUUUAUUGUUUUGGUUUCAUCCAUGUGUUCCUGCACAGUGGGGUGGGGUCAUGACUAAAUGUAUUUGUUUACUGUAGCACGUUUUUAAAAAUGUAGAUACGAGAUGCAGUUACGGAGCUAAAUGGUGAUCGAGUGAUUCACAUUAAACGACCAUCAGUCCUGCCACUGUAAAAUAACAA
Molecule: messenger RNA, 4344 nt
Organism: Puntigrus tetrazona (Sumatra barb)
Lineage: Eukaryota; Metazoa; Chordata; Actinopteri; Cypriniformes; Cyprinidae
Gene: nr5a2
Product: nuclear receptor subfamily 5, group A, member 2
Exons: 7
Coding region: 708-2261 (517 amino acids)
Biological process (GO): hormone-mediated signaling pathway; tissue development; regulation of transcription by RNA polymerase II
Cellular component (GO): RNA polymerase II transcription regulator complex
Molecular function (GO): RNA polymerase II cis-regulatory region sequence-specific DNA binding; nuclear receptor activity; zinc ion binding
Source: RefSeq, a predicted model, not a curated record